Molecule: messenger RNA, 291 nt
Organism: Rotaria socialis
Lineage: Eukaryota; Metazoa; Rotifera; Eurotatoria; Philodinida; Philodinidae
Source: the annotation of a GenBank genome assembly
AUGAAUGCAUCAUCAAUCGUUGCUCUCGAUAUAAUUCCUGAUCCUGAAAACAAUCAGGUAUUUAUUUUUCAACAACAAUCGGCUGAAAAUGAUAUCAGUGAUGUAGCUGAUGUACAAGUGGUCGAUAUCGAUGAAGAUGAAUUAGAGAUCGAAUUAGGUCUUGAUUUCAAUGAUUAUUAUGAUGCCGAUGAUGAUGAAGAAGAAGAAGACUAUGAAGAAGACUAUGAAGAUGAAGAUGAAAUCGUUCAACAACUCCAAACACUUGAUAUAAAUCAAUGCCCUGCUGCUUAA